This is a messenger RNA of Linum trigynum, 1295 nucleotides long. The record is from the annotation of a GenBank genome assembly. NCBI's taxonomy places the organism in Eukaryota, Viridiplantae, Streptophyta, Magnoliopsida, Malpighiales, Linaceae.
CAGUCAUCACAUGGCUACCCACAUUUCUAAAAAAAUAUAUAUAUGUUUAUACAUAAAAUAUUCGCAUGUGUCAAAAAUAUUUUAAAAAAGCAUAAUCAGUUCUUGUUUACUCAGUGAGAGAGCUUAAUUUAAUAUUUUGUAUAUGGUCAGUUCAAUUUAAAUAUUGGCAAUAAGAAAAAUGUGGAGAAAUAGGCCAACGGAAGCUUCCUUCCAGCAACCGACCGGGGAAAAUGGAAUCUGAAAGCUCACUUAUAUAAACCUCACUCGUCAGUCCAUCGGCACAGAUCUCAGUUUGAAAGAAAAGAGCUAGCUUCCAUUUACAGCCCAAAAAGAAAGAAAGAAAGAAAGAAAGAAAGGAAAAAUGUGUACUCUGCAGAUUGAUGAAGCCGCCUUCUCUCUCUUCUUCGAAGACGGUCCUUUCUCCGCACUGGAAUCCAUCCGCAAGCACCUCCUCGACGACGACGAGCCGCCGACGACAGAGCCGGCUGCAGAUAGCUAUACGGCGCCGUCGCCUGUCGGGACAGAGAGCUUUCUAAGCAGUCUAAUCUCGGCCGCUGAUUGGACCGAUAUUUUGUCGGAAACGGUAGAUACGGCGCCGUUGCCAGCGGCCGUACUGCCGAAGAAGGCGCAUUACAAGGGAGUGAGGAGACGGCCGUGGGGAAAGUACGCGGCUGAGAUUAGGGAUCCGAAGAAGAACGGCUCCAGGAUCUGGCUCGGAACUUACGAGACUCCGCAGGAUGCGGCGCUGGCUUACGACCGAGCCGCUUUCCGGAUGCGCGGCUCCAAGGCCAAGCUCAACUUCCCACAUCUGGUCGGAUCAUCAGCCGAUUACGAGCCGGUUAGGGUGACCAAUAGUAAGAAGCGCGUCUCCGCAGAGCCUUGCACGACGUCGUUUUCGUCGUCGUCGUCCUCCUCCUCGCCGUUGUUGUCGUUCUCGGGAGCGGAAACGGAAACGGAAUCACCAAGGGGGAAGAAAAGUAAGAUGAGCAUGAUCGAGUCGUACCUGCAACUGGAAGCUGGGUGGGAUUUUGACCUGCUCGGAUAGUCAAAUGCCAUUUGGCAGCGGAUUAUUGGUUGAACAAUAUUCUACAAUGUAAAUUUUAGGGUUCGCCAUUUUUUUUUUGCUUUUUCAAAUUGGAGUUGAAAUGUGUAAUAUAGAAUGUUUGGACCUCCAACUGACGGCCGUAGACAUAUAAAAUGCCAAGGGAGAAAGAGAUCAUAGAACAAAGCCCACGUGGCGUCCGCGUCUCUAGUCUCUCUACCUGUGUUCAUGAUAAUAAUACUCUUAUCGUAUA